ACUAGAUGACGCUGUUUCUUCUUCAACAUAACACUCUUUGUCUUCCAUUUUCCAAUUCCUUUUUAUAUGAUCACAGGACAAGUGAAAUUACAGAUUCAUCAUGCAGAUAUUUGUUAAAACCCUAACAGGGAAGACCAUCACGCUUGAAGUCGAGGCGUCGGACACCAUCGAAAAUGUUAAAGCAAAAAUUCAAGAUAAAGAAGGGAUUCCACCAGAUCAGCAAAGAUUGAUCUUUGCUGGAAAACAAUUGGAAGAUGGUAGAACUUUGUCUGAUUAUAAUAUUCAGAAGGAAUCUACAUUACAUUUGGUGCUUCGUUUAAGAGGCGGAGCCAAAAAGCGCAAGAAGAAGAAUUAUUCGACUCCCAAAAAAAUCAAGCACAAGAAGAAGAAGGUUAAACUCGCUGUAUUGAAAUUUUACAAGGUGGAUGAGAACGGAAAAAUCCAUAGAUUGAGAAGAGAAUGUCCUAUGGAGCAGUGUGGUGCAGGAGUCUUUAUGGCCGCAAUGGAAGAUCGUCAUUAUUGUGGCAAAUGCGGCUAUACUCUUGUAUUCAAUAAGCCCGAAGAUAAAUAAAUACUGAAUUUAAAAAUU
Molecule: messenger RNA, 589 nt
Organism: Frieseomelitta varia
Lineage: Eukaryota; Metazoa; Arthropoda; Insecta; Hymenoptera; Apidae
Product: ubiquitin-40S ribosomal protein S27a
Exons: 4
Coding region: 101-571 (156 amino acids)
Biological process (GO): modification-dependent protein catabolic process; protein ubiquitination; translation
Cellular component (GO): nucleus; ribosome; cytoplasm
Molecular function (GO): ubiquitin protein ligase binding; structural constituent of ribosome; protein tag activity
Source: RefSeq, a predicted model, not a curated record